UACAUGCAUGGGUUCUUCUUCCGUUCACCUUUUGCUGUUGAUUUCCCUUCUAUUUUUUUAGCCUCUGCUCCCCUCUUGCGGGGUCCUUCAAUCUCAUUUGGGGGAACCUCCGUUUAUCACUCAACUUCAAUCAUAGAGUUUUGAUUCUAUAUAGAUUCUUAGAAGAAUGAAUUGCUUUCCGUGUUUUACAAAGAGCAAGAGAAGCAAUAGCAAGAAGGAGCAAGGCUCAGGGCCUACACCCCAGGAAAAUGUUGUAACAAGAACACCACCGGAGGUAAAGAAACAAAAGGCAGAUGACCCAAACCAAGUUGACACUUCAAAUAUUCAAGCACAAAAUUUCACUUUCCGUGAGCUGGCAAUUGCAACGAAGAAUUUCCGCCAAGAGUGCUUGAUGGGAGAAGGUGGCUUUGGAAGAGUUUACAAGGGAACAAUUCCUGCAACCGGGCAGGUGGUAGCAGUGAAGCAACUUGAUCGAAAUGGGAUGCAGGGCAGUAGGGAAUUUCUGGUUGAGGUUUUGAUGUUGAGUCUCUUGAGCCAUGAAAAUCUGGUCAAACUCACUGGUUAUUGUGCUGAUGGAGAUCAACGUCUUUUGGUGUAUGAGUUUAUGCCAGGAGGCAAUUUAGAAAGCUGUCUUCUUGAGAGGAAACCAGAUGAACCUCCAUUAGAUUGGUACAGCAGAAUGAAAAUAGCAUCACAUGCGGCGAAAGGACUAUGGUACUUGCAUGACAAGGCCAAUCCUUCAGUCAUAUACAGGGACUUGAAAUCAGCGAACAUCUUGCUGGACAACGAUAACAAUGCAAAACUAUCUGAUUAUGGACUGGCCAAACUUGCUGGUAAAGAUAAGAUGAACACCGCACCCACAAGAGUUAUGGGUACCUAUGGUUACAGUGCUCCGGAAUAUGUAAGAACGGGUAAUCUCACCUUGAAAUCAGAUGUGUACAGUUUUGGAGUUGUCUUGCUUGAGCUCAUAACUGGACGGCGAGCCAUUGACACCACAAGAUCGCACGACGAGCAAAAUCUAGUUUCAUGGGCACAACCCAUAUUCAGGGACCCUAAAAGAUAUCCAGAUAUGGCAGAUCCAAAUCUGAAUAAAAAAUUCCCAGAGAAGGAUCUGAAUCAAGUUGUUGCAAUUGCAGCAAUGUGCUUACAGGAGGAAGCAGCAGCCCGUCCUUUGAUGAGUGAUGUUGUAACCGCUCUAAGUUUUCUUUCCACGUCUCCUCCAGAUCCUUCCACCUUGCCCCCAGAGAAGAGUGCUUCUGUAAAAGACAGUGAAAGCGAAGAAGAAUCUGACAAGGACAGCCAGAGUUCCGAUGGAGAGGAUAACGGAACUGCUGGUACAGCCAGUGGAAAAUACCAAGAUAGUGAUGAGGCCUCAGAAUCUGAAGAUGAUGAUUAUUAUGAGAGUGAAAACCAGCAUAAUUAUAGUCCACAAGAUAUUAAAGAGACUCAAGCGUUUUACUCCAAGUCAAGCCGCAAGAGCAGCACCAGAUCAAAGAACGGAACCAGAUCAAGGUCUAGUUCAGAUUCAGAAAAUGGAACUGUCUCAACGACUCACAAAAACAGCAGAAAGAAGAGCAGCAAGAAAUCUUCUUUGAAUCAGAAGAGCAGCAAGAAAUCUUCUACGAACCAAAAGAGCAGUAAGAAAUCUUCAGUGAGAAUUUCAAGCCACAAGAAAAAGAAGGGAUCGGAGGAUGGAAGCCAUUCAUCCAAUUUAAGCAGUAAAAGUGGAGAUGGUGUUGUUGAUCGUAGUGGGAGCAAGCCAUCGCAUGGAGAUGCAUCUUUUGGCCUAAUCAGCAGUGACAAUGAGAGCAGCACAAGGUCAGGUCAAAGAACCAGCAUGCGUUUAGGCCAUACCAGCAGCAGGGGAUCAGAGGAGGGAAGUGUUCAUUCAUGAUAGAGUUCUUAUCAAUUUGUGCUUGCAACAACAACUACUUGGCGAUGAUGAACAUUAAAAAGGCCACUUUGACAUGAUGCUUUGUAUAUUUCUGUCAAAGGUUGUAUUUUCUUUGUUUAUACAUCAGUUUGGUCGAGCGAAACAAGUAAGAUAAGAUAACCGUUUCGGGUAUCGUCUAAAUUAAAAUCUUGCAAACUCGAGCG
This is a messenger RNA of Abrus precatorius (Indian licorice), 2097 nucleotides long. RefSeq names its product probable serine/threonine-protein kinase PBL25. Bases 167 to 1894 code for a protein of 575 amino acids. Gene Ontology annotation, molecular function: ATP binding; protein kinase activity. Gene Ontology annotation, biological process: protein phosphorylation. The record is from RefSeq and is a predicted model, not a curated record. NCBI's taxonomy places the organism in Eukaryota, Viridiplantae, Streptophyta, Magnoliopsida, Fabales, Fabaceae. The transcript is spliced from 5 exons.